AUGCGCGGUGGCUGUGGCUGUGGCGGUGGCUGUGGCUGUGGCUGUGGCUGUGGCGGUGUCGGCGACGCUGGCUGUGUAUUGAUUCUCCAUGGCUGCAUCGACGAAGGACAGACGUACGAACGGACAGAAAGAGAAACGGAUGAACCGACCGACCGACAAACGCUACACACGAUCGGGCAGCCAGUCGAGAAAGGAAACUCUGCUCCGCAUAUUCACUCGAUUUGCAAUCCACCAAUGGUCGCAGUCUGUUGUCGUCACUCUUUCUGUCGCAGCCGCCAGACGUCGACGUCACCAUCUGCCAGUAGUGUAUCGCCUUCAUUGUCGUACUCAUGUCCCUUCGCUGAGAGUAGCCGAGCCGUCUGA
This is a messenger RNA of Soboliphyme baturini, 363 nucleotides long. The record is from the annotation of a GenBank genome assembly. Lineage: Eukaryota; Metazoa; Nematoda; Enoplea; Dioctophymatida; Soboliphymatidae.